Molecule: messenger RNA, 1650 nt
Organism: Exophiala viscosa
Lineage: Eukaryota; Fungi; Ascomycota; Eurotiomycetes; Chaetothyriales; Herpotrichiellaceae
Product: hippurate hydrolase
Exons: 1
Coding region: 85-1371 (428 amino acids)
Molecular function (GO): hydrolase activity
Source: RefSeq, a predicted model, not a curated record
UCCAUUUUCUUUCAGCCGACACCCCUCGUAAUUCGCCCGCGACAAUUAAACUCUGUUGAAGGCACGGCAGCGACUGUACAAAACAUGGCUUCGUCAACUUCAUCUUCAUUCUCUUCUAUCAUUGACAAGUAUCGACCCAAACUAGGACCGUACGAGGAGCUGUACAAGCACUGCCACGCCAAUGGGGAGCUAUCUACUCAGGAGAAGGAGACAGCAGCACUAAUCACGUCGCGGCUCAAGGAGCUAUCCAGCGAACUCGACAUCAGAACCGGCAUCGGUGGGCACGGGCAGAUUGCCAUUCUCAAGAAUGGUCCAGGCAAGACCAUUCUGCUUCGUGCAGAUAUCGACGCUCUUCCAAUCCAAGAAAAGACUGGCCUGUCCUACGCAAGCACCAAAACCAUGCUCGAUACAGACGGCCAAGUCAAGCCUGUCAUGCAUGCCUGCGGUCACGACUUCCACAUUACUUGUGGCCUUGCCGCGGCAGAGACCUUGAUCGCCGCCCAAUCGACCUGGUCAGGCACGAUUAUCUUCCUCUUCCAGCCAGCGGAAGAACGGGGCAGCGGUGCGCGAGCCAUGGUCGACGACGGCCUCUACGACAAAUCGAAGUACGCAUGCCCGAUCCCGGACGUCGUUCUGGGACACCAUGUCUUUCCUCUUCAAGCGGGCAAAACCGCUACACGAGCUGGUCCCACCAUGUCCGCAGCGGACAGUUUCAAGGUCACCAUCUACGGCAGCGGCGGGCACGGGUCGAUGCCACACAAGACGAUCGACCCCGUGGUGAUUGCAAGUCAUAUCGUGGUCCGACUUCAGACCAUCGUGUCGCGGGAGGUUCCUCCCGACGAAACGGCCGUUGUGACCGUGGGCGCAUUACAGGCCGGCAGCACGGAGAACGUCAUCUCGGAUGAAGCGGUGCUCAAGAUCAACAUCCGCACCUUCAGUACCGAGUGGCGCGAUCACAUCCUCGCAUCGGUCAAACGGAUCGUGGACGCGGAGUGUAUGGCGGGACGGUCUCCCAAGGAGGCCACCAUUGAGCCAUCGUCGUCAUUCCCGCUGACUGACAACGAUCCAGAAGUGGUGGCCACGAUCAACAAAUCCUUUUCGGCCUACUUUGGCGACGAGCACGAGCCGAAUCUCAAAAACGUACUGGGCAGUGAGGAUUUUGGCAUCCUGGGCUCAGCGGUCGAUCGACCAUAUUGCUUCUGGUUUUUUGGCGGGCACGAUAAGGACAUGUAUGAGGAGAAGGUGAAGAAGGGCGAAGAGCACAAUAUUCCUGUCAACCAUAGUCCGUUCUUUGCGCCGGUCAUCGAGCCGACCAUAAAGACGGGAGUGGAUGCUAUGGUCGUCGCGGCGUUGAGUUAUCUAGCAAAAUGAACAGGAGAUGACAACGCCUGUAUUGACGAUGACGAUGAAUGAAUCAAAACGCAUAUGCUGAGGCUAUGUCCACUUAAUCUUCUAUAUGCUUGAGUGGUACGAGAUCAGGAGGUGGUUGGUGUGAAAAGAACCGACUGUCAGAUCGUCGUUUCGCAGGAAUAUUUAUUUGCUUCUCUAUCUUAAUUUUGAUACUACUCCCUCAUUUCGACCACUCCCCUGGUCAAUCGCACAGCUUCAUCUUCUAUACCGGGGGUUUCGAUGAAAUCUCACAGUGUCACC